Molecule: messenger RNA, 1403 nt
Organism: Pieris rapae (cabbage white)
Lineage: Eukaryota; Metazoa; Arthropoda; Insecta; Lepidoptera; Pieridae
Product: ATP-dependent RNA helicase has1
Exons: 3
Coding region: 133-489 (118 amino acids)
Source: RefSeq, a predicted model, not a curated record
AAUUUUCUUCCUUCCUCCUUCAUUUGAUCGUCGGUGUUUGUAGCGUGCGGUGAUCGUUAUUGUGCAAAGUGCGGAGCACGUGCUAAAGCAUUUAAUCAACUACCAAUUUAUUUUAAAUUUAUUAAAAUAAAUAUGGCAGACGCAGCUGUCGACAAAAAAGAGGUCGCGCCCGAAGAGGUUACCUCAACAGAGGUAAAAGAAUCUCCAGUUAAGAAAUCUCCCGCCAAAAAAGUUGCAGAGGAAAAACCAGAAAGUAACGGCAAGGAGGAGAAUGGCAGUGGAGAUGCCCCUGAGGAAACCCCUGCCGAGAAUGGUGACGAAAGCAACGAUGCUGUUGAAAAUGGUGACGCUGAAGAGACAGAAAAGAAAGACACUGGUGUAAAGAGGAAAUCUGCUGCUGCCGACAACGGUGACGUCACAGAAAAGACGACGCCGGAGAAGAAACAGAAGGUUUCAGAAGAAGCACCUCCCGCUGAAGCGGAGGCCUAAACCUUUUGUCCUGCUUGGUUUACUGCAAUGCAUCUUGUUCAUUAGGGCCCAACUCUUCUUACCUUGUACUUCUACAAACCCAUAGAUACCUAUUUUGUACUCCCUUUUACAAGAGUUGUGCUCUAUGGACACCACUAAGGUUUAAUUGCGAUUAAACUUACCUGUGAAAAUGUACCUGUAAAGUGUAAAUUUAUGUUUGGGUUGUGCAUCGCAGUGAACUGAACUUUGAAUUAAAUUCGGUGUUGUAUGCUGUUCUGCGUGACUCGGCAUGGGUUUAAGUUAAAUCGGUCAUAACAGUCUGCCAGUACUGCCAAAGGAUUCACCUCGGUGAGAUCAUUCGAUCCGUUCUGUGAACGACGCGUUAAACAGCUUCCGAAAUACAAGGUUUAGAUAAAGUAAGAUUUAAAUUUAGAUAAUUCAUUUGUAAAUUUAAGUUAGCAGUAAAAUGUCGCACAUUAAUUAAUAGGCAUUAAUACUUAACAGUAAAACAUUCCUUGACUACAAAUUGUGUUGUGAAAUUGUAGUUGCUGAAUUAGUAAUUUCUCAUUUAACAAUUGAAAAAUAUGUUUUAUUUUCUUAUGUAUUUAUUUCGAGACAUUCUUCGAAGUGAAGAUGGCGGUGCCUGCUUUCACUCGUCUGAAUCAGUUUUCUAUACCAUUUUCAUAUUUAUGACGUAAUAAUUGUAAGUUACGAAGUUCAAAGUUGACGUAUAAGGUGAUAGUUAUUGACAUACUAAUACUGUGUGCUAUUUUUUGUACUUCUUAUGGUUCUUACCAUAUUUUUUUUAUUUAUUUUGCUUUGAUAAAUAUGUGAUAGAAAACUUCGAAUAUAAGAUCUUUAUCUAUUCCGAUACAGAUUGUAAGGAAAUAUUGACUAACUUUAAAUGUUUCUGGCAAUAAAUAGUUCAAUCUAAA